AGAAAUUUUUCUACUACCGGUACGUACGACCAAAUCGUCUGAUCUAAAUUCCGUGUGCCGCCGCCGUUUGAGCGCCGUACAAUUUUCAUAAAUCCGAAACCCCCGACAAGUUUCCGUGAUACAACUAGACCGAGCUUGCCCACGACAGCAUUUCAACAGAUCAUCAACAGCAAAGAGUCAAACAGGAAAAAGCACAACAGCACACAACACGAAUCGAUCGAGAACGUAGAACUCACAACGCAACAAACCGCAACGGAACACAACAACGAAAAAGAGAGCCAGAAAGCCUCAAAUUCUUCACCAAAACAAAACAGAAUACAGAACACACGCAACACGCAACACCCAACACCCAAAAUGGCAACAACCAUGCCGGUUGAUAUCAUUUCACCCGACCCGGGAAAGACUUCGCCGGCGACUGUCGCGAUCGACGUUACCGCGUCGUAUCCAAAUGGCGUUCGGGAACUCAAGCAGUUGCUCCAAUACAACGAGCAGCUGUACAUGCCCGAGGAACUCAUGAUGGCAAACGACAGCAUCAAGGUCUGGAACCUCGACGACGACGAAGACGAAAACCCCGCCGAAAAAGUAAUGUUUCGAAACGAUCCCUUCCGCGUCAGUCAAGAAGCCAGACGCAUGCUCAUCAACAGAGUGAGCAUCGAGGAAUCAACGGACGGAAUUCACCAAGACCACAGGCUUGCGGCGGCUGCUGCUGCUGCUGCCGAAAUGGUGGUGGAAGAAACGAAGGAAGACCUCAUGUCGCCCCUGUACAUUCCUUCCGAACCAAUCGCACCGGCAACAGAAAUACCACGCAGAGUGUCAUCGACGCUUCCACCGAGACGACCAUCGCAGUCCCCAAUGGUUCUGGACCGCGGCACCACGAGGACCGUCGUUCUCGACAACGACGACCUCGACAUUGGCAGGCACGCGCAGCCGGGUGCGAAAGAACCAAACCCGCGGCCAUCGCACAGGCGCCGUGGUCAUCGAAGGAACCACAGCCACUUUGAUUUCCAAUUUUGAUGAGCGCCGACCCGACCAAACACGAAGGCAACUCAGCGACGGGGAACAAGGGGGCUUGCACCCUUUGAUUUUCGUCGUGCGAAACGAACCAUCCACUCUGCGACCAUUAGACACAAAACACAAUCACACCAAACACACCAUUCGUUUCAUUCUGUACAAAUAAAAUACGACCAAUGGAAUUGUAAUUGCUAUAGAAAAAAGAAAUACUAACAACGUGUGACAGCAAAAUAAGUAGUGCAUUCGUGUUCCAUCUGAUUCUUGUUCUUGGUGCUGGUGACAAUGGUGGCAAUGGUGCGUCUUGUGCUCUUCCGGUUUCUAUCUUCUCUAAGCAUGCCAGGAGCACGGAAGCCGUCGCGAGUGCCAGGGCAGCCGAAUCGAGGGCAAGGGUCUCGGCGCUGCUCUCGAGGGAGCUAACCAUUGAUUUGGUGGGCACAGGAUCGUUCGCAUUGGGCUUUGUGCCAAUCUGGUCGGCGCUGGUCCCUCCCGAUCCGGAGCCCGCCAGAACCUCGCCGGAUUUCGCCAUGGUAAAAUGCCUAGCAGGGAUCCACAGAGCGGGGGCGCCGGUGGCGGAUGCUCUUAUGGCUUGUCACCUAGUAAUAAGUUCAGAUACUCGCU
This is a messenger RNA of Pseudo-nitzschia multistriata, 1629 nucleotides long. Lineage: Eukaryota; Bacillariophyta; Bacillariophyceae; Bacillariales; Bacillariaceae. The record is from the annotation of a GenBank genome assembly.